Mucor velutinosus is the source of this 1185-nucleotide messenger RNA. RefSeq lists its product as uncharacterized. The coding region runs from base 1 to 1185 and encodes 394 amino acids. The record is from RefSeq and is a predicted model, not a curated record. Lineage: Eukaryota; Fungi; Mucoromycota; Mucoromycetes; Mucorales; Mucoraceae. The transcript has 3 exons.
AUGGCUUCCACUGCUACUACUGAGCCUGUCAUUGAGCCCACACCCGCCACCAUCGCUGUUGAGGCUCAACAACCCAAGAUUGAAUCAACCGAGACAGCUGCCGUAGUUGAGGACGUUGCUCCUUCUACCACUGCUGAUACUACCACUCCUGUCGCUGCUGAAACCACCACUGCUGAGGAACCUGACACUGCUGCUGCUACCGCUACUAACGAGGAGGCUCCUAAGGCUAACGAGGAAGAGGCUGUCAACGAGGCUCCUGCCAAACCUACUCUUACCAAGCGUCGCACCAUCUUUAAUCCUUUUGCCAAAUCCAAGAAGGAAGAAGCUCCUGCCACUACCACUGAAACUAACAAGGAAGCAGAGCCUACCAUUUCUACCAGCACUGGUAGCAAGGAAGAAGAGAAGGCUCACAAGAAGACAUCCAAGGGCUUCGGUACCUUCUUCUCUAGAUCAAAGUCUACACCUAAAGUAAGCGAAGAGGCCAAUGCUGCUGCCACCGCUGCUGAAGAGACUGUUGUACCUACUGAAUUACCUCAAAUUGAACAACUUCAACCUAUCGAAACUGAGAUCAAUGUUGAAAACAAGGAAGAAAGCAAGAAGGAGCCUGCUGUCAAGGAAGCUGUUGCUGAAAUUGCCGAAACUGCUCAAGUUGAGGUUGCUGAAGCUGUUGAAGAAGUUGAACAAGCUGCUGCCCAAGCCUCCACUACCGUCGCCAACAAGCGUCAAUCAUUCAUCAGUAAACUGUUUGGUAAGAAGAAGCCAGACACUACUGCUACCAAGGAAAUCGAAGAAGAAACACCUGCUGCUGUCGCCUCUGAGACCACUGAGGAAGCUAAAGCUGAGCCUAUCGCUGAAGAGCAGCCCAAAGAAGAAUCAGCCGCAGAAGCCACUGCUGCUCCUGUUGCAUCCACAUCUCGUCCUUCUUCUCCUCUCGGUAGAUUGACAGAAUUAUUCACAUCAAAGAAGAGCAACAAGAAGGGAAAAUCCACCACAACUGAAGAGCAAGAAGCCCCUGCCACUGUCGCUGCUGUCACUGAAGAGCAAGCAGAUGCUGCUGCCAACGCUGAUGUUAAGGAAGACGAAAGCAAGGAAGAAGCACAAAACAAGGAAGAUAUUGAAGCAGCUGUAAAGGAUACUAAUGUCACUGAUGUUGCUUCCCCUGCCGUUGUUACUGCAUCUGCAUAA